This is a messenger RNA of Fopius arisanus, 2660 nucleotides long. It is a transcript of the gene m-cup, whose product is annotated as mann-cup. The transcript has 6 exons. Gene Ontology annotation, molecular function: protein binding. The coding region runs from base 290 to 2251 and encodes 653 amino acids. Lineage: Eukaryota; Metazoa; Arthropoda; Insecta; Hymenoptera; Braconidae. The record is from RefSeq and is a predicted model, not a curated record.
GUAGGAGAGAUAUUGUUUUUUCGAUGCAUGUAUCUUAUGUUCUUCCCAGUGCUCGUUUGAAUUUCAUUGAGUUUUUAUUGAUUGGAGCAGUAUGUAAAAAGUUAUUAAUCAUAAGUCAUUAGUUGCCGUGAGUGUCAAUGGAUUAAUUCAUUUAUUGAAAGGAUUCGUCGAGAAAUAACUCAGUUAUAUUUGUCACUGCGCUACAUUCUGCUGGCGAUUAUUUUGGAGGAUUGUAACUUUUGAAAGAAUUGCGCUGUCACCAGUCUGCACCAGCCUGUCAAAGACUGUCAUGUGGAUAAUUAACAACCCUCAACAAUCGAACGCCAUGGAUCAACUUUUCGACGACAUAAUCAAGGAGUGCACUUACGCAGUUCCAGGUGGACGUCUAUCCUACGCUGUUAGAAAUAAAUUGGAGAAACACAAAAAAUCAGUUCGACGAGAGAUAGUGAGUCGCAUAAAAGACGAUUGUGCACCUCUCUUCAUAGCUUGCAAAAGAGGUCACGUUGAAAUAGUAGAAUACCUCAUCACGGUAUGUGAUGCUGACAUUGAGCAGCGGGGUCUGUACGAGGUGCCUGACGACAGAUCAGUUCACUGUGUCACACCACUUUGGUGUGCAGCAGUUGCUGGAAAAUUGCCUGUGAUAAAGUGUUUGAUUUCACACGGUGCCGAGGUGAAUGCAGUCUCUGACACUGGCUCAACACCAGUAAGAUCCGCCUGCUUCAUGACAUAUCUAGAAAUUGUUGAAUAUCUCGUUGAGCACGGAGCUGACAUUCUGCGUGCUAAUUACAAUGGGGGUACAUGCUUGAUAAAUUCAGUACAGAGUGUCGAAUUGUGUACAUAUUUGUUGAGACACGGUGCUGAUGUCAAUGCAAGGGACAUCCAAAAUAAGACUGCCUUACAUUAUGCAAUUCAGGAGCAUAGAUUUGAAACGACUAAACUAUUUCUAGAGCACAAUGCAGAUCCACAUUCGAAAUCGAGGUACAAUGACGACGCCCUGCAGACUGCAUGUCUCAAGGGAGCAAUACAGAUUUUUGAUUAUCUCGUGGAGAAUGUCUCAUAUUCACCGGAACGACUGGCCAAUGCCAAUGAAUUAAUGGGCUCGACAUUCUUCGAUGAACAUGGAGAUAUUGCAGCGGCAUUAAUCUACUGGAGAAAGGCUAUGGAUAUCAGGAUGGAAAAUAUGGAAGAAGGGCAGGUCCUUCAGAAGAGACCUGUUAUGCCAAAGAGGGAAAGUUUCAGGAAUGCUGUCGAGUUCUCGACACUUGAUGAGCUCAACUCAAUUGCUUUCGAUCUCGAUGCCAUUAGAAUACAGAGCUUGCUUAUUUGUGAGAGGAUACUAGGGGAAAAUCAUAAGGAUACACUUUAUAGACUGAUGUACCGAGGUGCCAGUUAUGCUGAUGCACUGAGGUACCAAAAUUGCAUCGAUUUGUGGAAGAGAACUCUAGAAAUUAGGGUGGAAAGGGAUUCUAUUUUAUAUACAGAUACAUGUUUCACUGCUCAAGCUAUUGUUAAAAUAAUGGUGGAUUUGAACGAAGCGACGACAGAUCGAAUUCGUGAUAAGGACGAGCCAAGAUUCUGUGAUGUGGUUGCGGUAUUUAAAUUGCUCACAAGCCAGCUGUGCGAAGCUCGAGAAAUACUCGAGAAGCGUCCAGUGUACAAACGCCAUCAGGAUAGUUACGAUCAUAUCUUGAAGUGCGUGACACAUUUGAUUUAUCUCUUGGUAGAAACUGCUCAGACUAAGGGCCAAAAGACUGAGGCUCAUCAACUCGUUCGCGAGUUAGUCCGGAGAAAUCCCAGAUCAGCGUCAACAGGAGAUAGUCUGCUACAUCUUUGUGUUUCCAGUUUGAACUCUAUUACUUCUAGUUAUUUCACUUCUGAUGAAAAAAUGGUUGUCUUCCCCCAUACAGACGUCGUUAAAUUACUCCUUGAUUGUGGUGCUCACGUGAAUGCUAGGAAUGAAUCACGUUCAACUCCACUUCACAUCGCAAGCAAUGCUUACAACUUUCUUAAUCCAUUGAUAAAACUACUCCUCGAUUACGGAGCACACCUCGACAUUCCCAAUCGAGUUGGCGACACUCCAGCAAAGAUAAUAUCCUCAAACCCCCACAACAAUAUAAAUCUCGUCAACUACAUGACUUUAAGGUGCUACGCAGCUCAGGCAAUAUUCAAAUACGGAAUUCAUUGCACUGAGCUGCCUGUAACGCUGCGCCAAUUUCUCGAAUACCACAGACCACAUUGUAUCAACAUGUAAAUGAUACAAUAACUUUUCAAAUUAAGUAUUCUUGAAGUUUAUCACUUAUUUGACGGUAUGACCCGCAAAGGAUUGAUGAAAUUAAUUCUUUCCGAGUUAUCAUUGUCAAAUUUUACAGAAGAAUUAUUAAACUAUCAAAGAAAUUAUUACUAACUUUAGAAUUAACACAAGGCGAUAUAAGUAUUGGAUGACUUGGUCCAUAAAUUGGAAUGUUGAGUCCUAUUUUUUUUCAGUCGUGUUCGGCAAAAUAGAAAAUUAUGACUUUUCGAUAACUAUUCACGUACGUUAUUAAAAUAUUAGCUUUAUUAAAACUAAUGUCGCCAUAGAAUGAUCGAGGCCUGAGAAUAUCGUUUGAGAAAAGUCACGGCCUUUCACUUCUACCGAUUCUCACUAUUUCAUAAAAAAUAAA